Mauremys reevesii (Reeves's turtle) is the source of this 5538-nucleotide messenger RNA. Its product is annotated as unconventional myosin-Ie-like. The coding region runs from base 297 to 3611 and encodes 1104 amino acids. Gene Ontology annotation, molecular function: ATP binding; microfilament motor activity; actin filament binding. NCBI's taxonomy places the organism in Eukaryota, Metazoa, Chordata, Testudines, Geoemydidae. Gene Ontology annotation, cellular component: actin cytoskeleton; microvillus; plasma membrane. The record is from RefSeq and is a predicted model, not a curated record. Gene Ontology annotation, biological process: vesicle transport along actin filament; actin filament organization. The transcript is spliced from 28 exons.
CGCGCUCCUCCCUUCCCCUCCCCACGCCUUUCCCAGCCCGGGAGCGCUCGGUGCAGCCAGCCCGGCUCCCGGCGUUCACCUGCCUGUACCUGCCCCUCCGCACGCCCAGCCCCUGCCUUCCAUCUUGGCCCAGCCCGGCUCCUCUCCUGCUGCCUUCCCCGGAGAGAGGUUCUGCUCCGAAGCGACCCAGGACAGGACCAGCCACCCCCCCACCCAGACCCGGCGCCGGCCAUGGGUCCCUGCUGAGCCACUCGGGGUGGAGGUAGGAAGUGGGGAAAAGUCACCACGAUCCAGCCAUGGGCAGCAAGGAGCGCUACCACUGGCAGGCGCAGAAUGUCAAGCACAGCGGGGUGGACGACAUGGUGCUGCUGGCCAAGAUCAGCGAGGACGCCAUCGUGGAGAACCUCAAGAAACGCUUCCUGGAUGACUACAUCUUCACGUACAUCGGGCCGGUCCUCAUCUCCGUCAACCCUUUCAAACAGCUGCCCUACUUCACCGAUCGCGAGAUUGACAUGUACCAGGGAGCUGCCCAGUACGAGAACCCGCCCCACAUCUAUGCCCUGGCCGAUAACAUGUACCGCAACAUGCUGAUCGACGGGGAGAACCAGUGCGUCAUCAUCAGUGGGGAGAGCGGCGCUGGCAAGACGGUGGCGGCCAAAUACAUCAUGAGCUACAUCUCCAAGGUGUCCGGCGGGGGCCCCAAAGUGCAGCACGUCAAGGACAUCAUCCUGAAAUCCAACCCGCUCCUGGAGGCCUUUGGAAACGCCAAGACCGUUCGCAACAAUAACUCCAGCCGCUUCGGCAAGUACUUCGAGAUCCAGUUCAGCCGAGGCGGGGAGCCCGACGGGGGCAAGAUCUCCAACUUCCUGCUGGAGAAGUCACGGGUGGUGAGCCAGAACCCCGGCGAGAGGAGCUUCCACGUCUACUACCAGCUGCUGGAGGGCGCCUCCCCGGAGCAGCGGGAGAACCUGGGCGUCACCAGCCCGGAUUAUUAUUACUACCUCAACCAGUCGGCGUCCUACAAGGUGGACGACAUGAACGACCGGCAGGAGUUCCAGGAGACGCUGGCGGCCAUGGAGGUGGUGGGGCUCUCUGGGGAGGAGCAGGCCCUGGUGCUGCAGAUCGUGGCCGGGAUCCUUCACCUGGGCAACAUCAGCUUCCGGGAGGAGGGGAACUACGCCGCCGUGGAGAGCGAGGACUUCCUGGCUUUCCCCACCUACCUCCUGGGCAUCGACCAGGGCCGGCUGAAGGAGAAGCUGACCAGCCGGAAGAUGGACAGCCGGUGGGGCGGCAAGUCGGAGGUGAUCGACGUGACGCUCAACGCCGAGCAGGCCAGCUUCACCCGCGACGCCCUCGCCAAGGCGCUCUACUCCCGGCUCUUCGACUACCUGGUGGACGCUGUCAACAAAGCGAUGCAGAAGGACUACGAGGAAUAUAACGUCGGGGUGCUGGACAUUUACGGCUUCGAGAUCUUCCAGAAAAACGGCUUUGAGCAAUUCUGCAUCAACUUUGUGAACGAGAAGCUGCAGCAGAUUUUCAUUGAGCUCACCCUGAAGGCAGAGCAGGAGGAGUACGUCCAGGAAGGGAUUCGCUGGAGCCCCAUCGAUUAUUUCAACAACAAGAUCGUCUGCGAUCUGAUCGAGAGCAAAGUGAACCCGCCGGGGCUCAUGAGCAUCCUGGACGACGUGUGCGCCACCAUGCACGCCAAGGGCGAGGGCGCCGACCAGAGCCUGCUGCAGAAGCUGCAGAUGGCCGUGGGCACCCACCAGCACUUCAACAGCUGGAACAAGGGCUUCAUCAUCCACCACUACGCCGGCAAGGUCUCCUACGACGUGGAGGGAUUCUGUGAGCGAAACCGCGACGUGCUCUUCAUCGACCUCAUCGAGCUGAUGCAGAGCAGUGAGCUCCCCUUCAUCCGAGACCUCUUUCCCGAGAACAUCAACGCGGAGAAGAAAGGGCGCCCCACCACAGCUGGGAGCAAGAUCAAGAAACAAGCGAACGACCUGGUGGGCACCCUGACGAAGUGCACCCCCCACUACAUCCGCUGCAUCAAACCCAACGAGACCAAGAGACCCCGCGACUGGGAGGAGAGCAGGGUGAAGCACCAGGUGGAAUACCUGGGCCUGCGGGAGAACAUCCGGGUGCGCCGGGCUGGCUACGCCUACCGGCGGGUCUUCCAGAAGUUCCUGCAGAGGUACGCCAUCCUCACCCCCGAGACAUGGCCGGCCUGGCGCGGGGACGAGAAGCAGGGUGUGGUGCACCUGCUGCGCUCCGUCAACAUGGACCCAGACCAGUACCAGCUGGGCCAGGGCAAGGUCUUCAUCAAGGCCCCAGAGUCUCUGUUCCUGCUGGAGGAGAUGCGGGAGCGGCGUUACGACGGAUACGCCCGGGUCAUCCAGAAGGCCUGGCGCAAGCACGUGGCCGUGCGCAAGUACAUCCGCAUGAGGGAGGAAGCCUCCAACAUCCUGCUGAACAAGAAGGAGCGCCGGCGCAACAGCCUCAACCGCAACUUCGUGGGCGACUACAUUGGGCUGGAGAGCCGGCCCGAGCUGCGGCGCUUCGUGGGCCGGCGUGACCGCGUGGACUUCGCCGACACCGUCACCAAGUACGACCGGCGCUUCAAGAGGGUGAAGCGGGACCUGAUCCUGACGCCCCGGUUCCUGUACCUCAUCGGGCGGGAGAAGGUGAAGCAGGGCCCUGAGAAGGGGACGAUCAAGGAGGUGCUGAAGCGGCAGGUGGAGCUGGAGAGGAUCCAGUCGGUGUCUCUGAGCACCUUGCAGGACGACUUCCUCAUCGUCCACGAGCAACAGUACGACAGCGUCCUGGAGUCCGUCUUCAAGACGGAGCUGCUGAGCCUGCUGUGUAAACGCUACGAGGAGAGGACCCGCCAGCAGCUGUCCGUGAAGUUCAGCAACCAGCUGGAGUUCAAGGUCAAGAAGGACGGCUGGGGCCCCUGGGGGGCAGCGGGCUCCCGCCAGAUCCAGUUCCAGAUCUGCCAGGGCGACGUGGCGCUGCUCCGGAACAACGGGAAGGUGCUGAUCGUCAGCAUCGGGCCCGGGCUGCCCAGGAACGCCCGGCCCACGCGGCGGGACACCAGGAAGAGCAGGUACCUGAACAGCAGCAGCAUCCCCGGCCGGAACCACCCCCCUGCGGCAGGCAGAGAGCGGAGCGACGCCAGCCGGCGCGGCGGCCCUGGGUCCCGCGCCUCUCUCCAGCACCGUCUCUCCCUCGCCCGGCAGGGCAGCAUGGAGCAGCCCACCCUGCCCAGGCAUGGAGCCAGCACCAGGGCCAAGGCCUUCCCUGCCCAGCUCAACCUGGACUUCAUGAACGUGCCGGACCAGGGCGCGGCCGGCUGGCAGCGGAGGCUCUCGAAAGAAGCCAAGCCCGUCCCUGGAGGCGGCCGAGCCAAACCCAAGCCGAAGCCCAAGCCCCAGCCGCGCCUGCCCCAGUGCCGCGCCCUCUACGCCUACGAUGCCCAGGACACAGACGAGCUCAGCUUCAACGCCGACGAAUACAUUGAACUCAUUAGAGAAGACCCCUCAGGCUGGUGGCAGGGCAGGAUACGAGGGAAAGAAGGGCUGUUCCCCGGGAACUACGUGGAAAAACUCUGAUGGACGUGCCAGCUUCAUUGCUCCGAUGCUGACCCUGGAAUCUAGGAGGGAAGAGACGUGUCUGCAGGAUCCACUCAGCCUUGCUCCUGGAUUAUACAUUGCUGCAGGGCUUGAUUAAGGCCACUAAUUUAAGGCAAUUGAGCAGGAGGAUCAUGUUGAGAGUCUUCUUCCUCUGAGGUCUUCUGCUCUGGGGAGGAUGCAGGUUAGCUUGUCUGUCCUCCUCACCGAGGAGCAACUCAGCAGGCAUUGGGUCUCCCUUCUCAGGAACCAGCACCUACUGCUUGGACUCACCGGGACAAGACCAGCUGCUCGGUCUUGUUGUGCAGGGUAAAAAAAAAAAAAAAAAAAGUCUCCUUCCUCCACAACUGUAUAAAAAGAAUAAAUUGAUGGUUUAUUUUCUACACUAACCUCUGCUCCGCUUUCAAAAACAGCUGUAGCUUUUUAACUCAACUCUGUACCGACAAAGCGAGCACACCUCCAGCCUGGUGGAAGCUGAGUCCGUGUUUCCAUCAGCUCCCAUUUGGAACUGGGGAGCCGGACCUUCUCAGGUGUUAUUGGACAAGGCCAGCGGGCAGUAGAAGGCUGCCCGGCUACCUUAGAGAGAUUUCCUUGAAAGCCUCCAAUUCCUCUUCGGUAAUAGUUACUACUAAAGGAAAACUGCCAUCUAAUCAAUUGCACCAUGUAAUCAAAACUGCCACAUAAUCAAAUGCGCCAUUUUGGCAGGCAGAGCAGGACACAGGAAACUCAUCAGUGGAAUGACCGAAGAGCAGGUUUCCUGGGGUUAAGUUCAGCUGAUGUGUUGUGCUUUUUUACCUGACCCUGCAGGGAGGUGUCUCCUCCAGUCCCAGGUAGCUAUGGAAUAGUUGGAAGACUCAGAUGCUCCUAAAACCCUAGGUAAAUAGUGGAGUGAGUUUUCCCUUCAAACAAAAGGCAACUGCAAGUGGAUGGCAGAACUGGGCCGGUUCAGUAACAGAAAAGCUACAUGAGUCCCCAACGCUAAAAGUGCCUGCGCUGAAGCCCGUGUCAGGGGAGAUGGACACUGCUCCAGCUGCGGCAGAUUUCAUUCAUUUUUAAAAGGCAGCAUUAUCACAUUAUUUCCUCUGCAUUGAGACUGCAGGGAGCUUUCAUUCUAAGUGUCUGCUUUGACGUGUCUAGGCACCGGACUGCAAUCCAGAAUGAAAAUCCAUUGUCUUAAAAGAACAGUUCGUUUCCUACCCCGUUGCUUGUCAGAGAGAUUUUAACGAGCCUCUUCCUUAGCUCAGUCCCAGACAGCAUAAAUCCUCUAGUUUUGGAUAUUCUCACAAAACUCACAUGUAGACAGUGCAAAUGCCACAUACCUGGGUUAAAGGGGGAAAGUUUCCAAAAAACCCUGUAAGUAGAGAGUCUUUAACAGCUCAGCUGAGCCCUGCCCUGGUGACGAAAGUCAGCCUAAUUGCUCCGCAGCUGGCUACGCACCAGUAGUUCAAAUCCAAUUUUAACUAGAUCAACAGUAGUAGCAGAAUGCUGGCCUGUGUAGUGAGCUCUUUGCUAGCCCUUAAAAAAAACAACACACUUCUACUUUCCUGUAGCCAAAGUUCAUCCCUCCUUUUAUUGUACUGCUGCUUCCCGGAAGAUCCUGCAGCCUAUGCAAAAAAGAUGCAAUUUUUAAACCCUUAUUGCCAGGCAAAUCUGGUCUUUGCAGGAUUACCGUGUUCCCAUCAGGUACCAUCCCUCCAGGUUCUUACAGAGCGAGUUAAGAGGUAAGACUGCCCCCCACUCUAUGCCUUAAUACAACACAAACCAAGCCACUUUGGCAGUGAACCAGUUGGUACCCAGGCCAAGUGACACACGCCAGACUGACAGGGGUAGAACCACAUUUGGAACCGGCUUCAGAACCAGGCCCCAAAACCAACUGCAUUGAACGGGACUAGUUAAAACCGUGGCAACC